AUGAGUGCACCAAACAAUAAUAAUAAUAAUAAUAAUACAUCACCAAGACAAACAACAACAUCACCAACAACAACAGCAGCAGUAACAACAAAAGCUCCUGGACCAUUUCAUUCACAUUCCACACCUCAAUAUUUAAAUUGUGCACCAAAUUGUAAUACAUGUACAUCACCAAAUGUAAAUUCAAUAGAGAUAGAUCAAUUGAUAGCUAAUAAUCAUGCCUGGUCAACUAGAAUCAAACAAGAGGAUCCAGGAUUUUUCACACAUUUAGCAGAGGCACAAAAACCACGUUUCCUUUGGAUCGGUUGUUCCGAUAGUCGUGUUCCAGCUGAGCGUUUAACUGGUCUUGAAAGUGGUCAACUAUUUGUUCACCGUAAUGUAGCCAAUUUGGUAAUUCACACCGAUUUAAAUUGUUUAUCGGUUGUCCAAUACGCUGUGGAAGUAUUACAAGUUGAACAUAUCAUCAUUUGUGGUCAUUAUGGUUGUGAGUUGGGUUUAAUCAAUAAUUGGUUACUUCACAUUAGAGAUCUCACCUUCAAACACGCCACUAUGAUCUCAAUGUUGGAGGGCAAUAGAAAACGUCUCUUGGAUACCUUGUGUGAAUUAAAUGUAGUAGAACAAUGUUUCAAUUUAGGUAAUUCAACAGUUAUGCAAUCCGCCUGGAAAAGAGGUCAAGAUGUUAAAAUUCAUGGUUGGAUUUACGGUAUUCAAGAUGGUUAUCUUCGUGAUUUAGGUAUCACUGCUUCAUCUCGUGAUACUUUAGAAUCAAAUUAUAAAAAUUCAAUUCAAAAAUUAAAAGAAAAUAUUUCAUUAAGUACAAGUAACUAA
Messenger RNA from Dictyostelium discoideum AX4, 825 nucleotides. RefSeq lists its product as hypothetical. Gene Ontology annotation, molecular function: zinc ion binding; carbonate dehydratase activity. The transcript is spliced from 2 exons. The record is from RefSeq and is a predicted model, not a curated record. NCBI's taxonomy places the organism in Eukaryota, Evosea, Eumycetozoa, Dictyosteliales, Dictyosteliaceae. Gene Ontology annotation, biological process: carbon utilization. The coding region runs from base 1 to 825 and encodes 274 amino acids.